AUGUCUCAGGCAUUAGAUCCAGAAGAGGUUUACAACAUUCAUUUUUACUUAUAUAAUAUAUUUGAAUAUUUAUUUAAUGGUAGUAUAGGCGCACCGGUUAUUGAAAAGUUACAAAAUGGUGCUAAAGUAUUGGAAUUAGG
Molecule: messenger RNA, 140 nt
Organism: Scutellospora calospora
Lineage: Eukaryota; Fungi; Glomeromycota; Glomeromycetes; Diversisporales; Gigasporaceae
Source: the annotation of a GenBank genome assembly